Molecule: messenger RNA, 1986 nt
Organism: Eremothecium cymbalariae DBVPG#7215
Lineage: Eukaryota; Fungi; Ascomycota; Saccharomycetes; Saccharomycetales; Saccharomycetaceae
Gene: SEC63
Product: protein-transporting protein SEC63
Exons: 1
Coding region: 1-1986 (661 amino acids)
Biological process (GO): post-translational protein targeting to endoplasmic reticulum membrane; SRP-dependent cotranslational protein targeting to membrane
Cellular component (GO): Sec62/Sec63 complex
Molecular function (GO): transmembrane protein transporter activity; RNA binding
Source: RefSeq, a predicted model, not a curated record
AUGGCUCUUAGUUACGAGUAUGAUGAGUCGGAUGAGACGUGGCCCUUUUUUUUGUUGACCAUUUUGUUGAUAUGGUUGGUGCCAGCAACUUUGUUACAGGUUUAUAGGCUAGUGUACAAGAAGGAGCAGGAGGCGGAGAGCAAUGGGGCUGAUUUAAGUAUUGUGCAGGAGAAAUAUAUGCCUGAUUCUGUUCGUAACUUUCAGAAGAGCCAUGGGGACAAGAAAUCUGUAAUUUUCAAUAAGAGAUCAGCGAUGAUCAUUGUAGGAUGGACGGUUGUUUCAUUUUUGGUGCAUAGGAUUACUAAUAAUGAUGCCUUACAGGAAAGUGCAUCGCUGCUAUUUGAUCCUUAUGAGUUGUUGGGUAUUGGUACAUCUGCUACUGAACGUGAGGUGCGGUCGUCUUAUCGGAAAUUGUCUGUUAAAUUCCAUCCUGAUAAGUUGAGCAAGGAUUUGAGUCAGGAGGAACGUCUGCAAUUGGAGGAGCAGUAUGUUUUAAUCACCAAGGCGUAUAAGGCAUUGACGGAGGAGGUGACGAGGGAGAAUUACCUGAAGUAUGGGCAUCCCGAUGGACCGCAAUCGACUUCUCAUGGUAUUGCGUUACCAAAGUUUUUAAUCGAAGGUUCUGCGUCGCCGCUUGUGGUAGUUGGCUAUUUCCUCUUGUUGGCAAUUGUGUUACCGUAUUUUGUUUCCAGAUGGUGGGCUAAUACACAGUCGCAUACCGAUAAAGGAAUUCAUACUAGUACGGCGUCGUUUUUCGUUGAUAGGUUGUUUAAUAACAAACCUUCUGAAAUAAUUACUGUUAAUACGAUCCUCAACUGGUUAUCUCAUGCUAAAGAAUACAAACUACAGUACCCUGAAUUGAGUACAAAGGAUAUUGAACAGUUAUUUCAAGACCAUAUCAAUCGUAUACACAGCGGCAAGCUUGAAGAAGUAAAGUUGGCUAUUGUCUCCAAAUCCACGUUGUUAUUGCAAGGGCUUUUAGAUGUUGCUACUAGUUUUCGGAAUACUGAGGUUUCAAAUAUCGUCCUAGAUACCUCGAAGGUAAUUGUACAGGCUACACCUAAUGGGCCAUAUGCUCAAAUACUCCAAUUGCCAAAUGUGGACAAGGAAAAGUUCAUGCAAAGUCGUGUUGACGAUAUUCGUACACUGGGCAAAUUAUUCACUUAUGAUGAUGAGAAAAUCGGUCAAAUAUUGGGUAUUAGUGACAAAUCUGCACUUGCAGACACUCUUACUGUGGCUUCGAAUAUACCUCACUUAAAAGUUAUACACUCAGAAUUCAAGGUUCCAGGUGAAUCGCAGGUAACACCAUCGUCUACUCCUCAUAUUCUGUUAAAAGUUUUAGUUCGCUCUGCGAAGCACAAAUCUUUCCCACCAACUCUUAUCCCAGAAGAUAAACUAAAAGAACCUCAGGACUUUAAAAGUUUACGUGAUCCGUUUGCAAUUGUUAACGAACAACCAAAAGUCCCACGAACCUUUGCCCCAUACUUCCCCACAAAAAGAUACGGUGGUUGGUGCUGUUUGGUGGCUUUACAAAAAGAUGCUAAAGUAAUUCAAACGCCGUUAGUUGUCACUAGAUUGUCCGUUGCUAACCUAUCCAAAGACUUCGACAAAAGAAUAAUUAAGGAUGUCAACGCCGAGUUCAAUGCUGAUGAUUGGGAGAUUGGUACCAUUAAGAUACCACUAGGUAGAUCUGCUCCACCUGAAAAGGGUGACUACUUCUUCAGGAUUAUUGUAAAGUCCACAGAAUAUUAUGGUAGCGAUAUUGAUAUUACAAUGCCAAUGCAAGUUCGGGACCCUCCAAAGGUGGAUGAUCUCAAAGAUGAAAUAUUCCAUGUCAAUGAUGAUACAGAACAUACUGCCUUUUCUUCUGAACAGGAGGAAGAAAGUGACAGCGAUGAGGAUGAGAACGACUAUGAAGAUGGCAGUGAAUAUACAGAUAUCGACACAGAUACAGAAGUUGAGGAUAACGAGGAAGGUGAAAAGUAA